UCUUCGUGUGGAAACACACAUAUCUAGAACUAUUCUUUAAGGAUGUCUGCAUUUCACACAACUGUCUAAUAGGAUAAAAUAAUUGACAUUGUAUACCCAAAGGGGGAUGACUGAAGCUAUCACCUUGCUAAUCCUUGCUGUCCAAACUGGCCUCAUUGAGCUGCAGGAGUUUGUGGAAGCACUUCCGUGCAGUUUCUCUCUGUCUCUUCCUGCUGAUCUUUCCAGCGUACAUGGCUUAUAUGAUCUGCCAGUUCUUCCACAUGGACUUCUGGCUUCUCAUCAUCAUCUCCUCCUCAAUCCUCACCUCUCUCCAGGUUGCGGUGUGCGUGGUGUGCUAUGGUGUAUCAGAGACUGUAUUUGGCGAGUGGAGUGUGAUGGGAAGCACCAUCAUCUUGGUCCACUCGUACUAUAACAUCUGGCUCAGAGCCCAGCUGGGCUGGCAGAGCUUCCUGCUCAGGAGAGAUGCUGUAAACAAGAUAAAAAGCCUCCCUACAGCUAGCAAUACACAGCUGGAGCAGUAUAAUGACAUCUGUGCUAUCUGCUUCCAGGACAUGACCAGGGCUGUGUUCACUCCGUGCAGUCAUUUCUUCCACGCUGGCUGUCUGAUGCCCUCUCUGUCGUUCACAACCAAGAGCCAAUCACCAACUAACGGUGGAGCUACCCGAGGUACACCUGCAGCCAAUCAGAACCCUGCAGGACAGGAAGAAGGCACUCUACUGGAUGACAGGAAAGAGGGAGCGUCAGUAGAGCAGGAGGGAGAUAAUGAAACUGCCACAUCAGCUGGGGAAACCUCCUCUUCCACCUCCCCCACUGGCAUGUCUGCUCCCCUGCCCAUCGUCAAACCUCCAUUAUCAUCUUCCUCUUGUUCUUCUUCUCCUCUUGCAACUGAUUCUGUGCUGCACCAGUCCCCUGCAGAUCACCCUUCUGCAUCUUCUUUCUCUACCUCUUACACAUCAGACACACCCGACGCUCCUGCAUCUCUCUGCCAUUCUGUCUCCACCUUUCACCAACCAACUUCACAGGUACUGACCUAAGCAAAGGCGAACCCUGCUAAAUCCGAAUCCCCCCCUCAGCUAAAAUCAGUCUCCCUUGUGGACAGCCGGGCAAACUCUACUGGUCCAUCAUCACAAUCUAACCCACCAACUCCCCAUUCAGUGGAACCUCCUCCACGUCCUCCACCUCCUCCUCCAUUCAACCCCUGAGCUCCAUUUUAACACACACACAACAUACAUACAUGCAUAUAUAAUUACACAAUCUAAAUAAUCCCCUAUUCUACUUGUCCAGCUGUUUGCUGUUGGCUCUCCCAUCAUGUCCAACUUCAUAUCCAUGUUAUGUUUCAAAUGAUCUAAAACAAUCUCUAAGCAGAAAUUCAUCACUCGGCAUUAAAAAAUGUAAAAAAAAGAGGACAAUGAUCGCAGCUUUACAAAAUGUUAGUACUCGUUAGGCAGUUGUCUUGGAGCAGUGAAACGUAUCCCAUGAUAGGUGUAACCCAUGCCAGCAGUGAUUUCAUCACAGGUGCAGUUGUUUUCCACAUGUUCUUUCACAGGGAUUCAAAUUUAAUACAAAAACAGGAUGCACUAAUCUCAUCUCAGAAUGAAUUGGGAAUUUUACACCAUGUCCAGAAAAUGUGAAAAUCGGAUUUCCAUCACGGCUUUUUCUUUCUUUUUUUC
Messenger RNA from Oreochromis aureus, 1670 nucleotides. RefSeq names its product RING finger protein 145-like. Lineage: Eukaryota; Metazoa; Chordata; Actinopteri; Cichliformes; Cichlidae. The coding region runs from base 231 to 1034 and encodes 267 amino acids. Gene Ontology annotation, cellular component: endomembrane system; endoplasmic reticulum. Gene Ontology annotation, molecular function: ubiquitin protein ligase activity. The transcript has 5 exons. The record is from RefSeq and is a predicted model, not a curated record.